AUGGUGGAACAAGAGGCAGACGGUAAUGAAUAUCUAACUCCCUUAACACAGUCCAAGAAGGAGGGGUUACUACGGCUUGAAUCUGCGGGCAAGACACCGAGAAGAGUCAAAGUGUAUCUACUAAAAGGAGAAGACUGGAUAGACAACGGAACUGGGUUUUGCAUUGGGGAGAUUGACAAAGACACUAAAGUCCCCUACUUCCUUGUACGAAAAGAAUCAAAAAUAGAUGAGAUUAUUCUCAAAUCCAAUCUAGAAGGAAACAUUCAGUAUCAGCGACAGCAGGAUACUCUUAUAGUUUGGACAGAUCCUUCUGGGUCAGAUCUUGCCUUGUCAUUUCAAGAAACCGAGGGGUGCGCCGAUUUGUGCGACUUCAUCAUCAAAGUGCAACAAGGGAACUAUAGUCCAAACAUAUCAUUGUAUUAUGUCAUUUCUAGGCUACCUGAAGGCGAUGAUAUUACUGAACUAGUCACUGGCCCCGUUCGAUACCCACCUGCGUUGCCAAAUGAGGAAAAUUUGGAAAGUGUAUUGGAAAGCUUAAACCAAUGCGCUAAUUCGCAAUUUACAAGAACUAGUAUCCUGGACUAUUUGGUGGAAUGCAAAUACUUUGAUAAACUAAAGAAAAUCUUUGAAGAUGCCGAAUCCAGUGGAAACACGACAGCUUUGCAACAAUUAAGUGGCAUUGCCAAAAUGUUGCUAUCGUAUAAUGAGCCAUCAUUACUUGAGGAUAUACUAUCUUCCGAAAACAAUAUCUAUAUACUCGCAGGGAUUUUGGAGUAUGAUUCAAGCUCUACUGGGGCUAAGCCUGGACACAGAGCCCUUUUUGAAAAUAGGCUGUUUAAAACUGUGAUUCCAAUAGAUGAGCUGGACAUCUUCAAACGAGAUCACUCUUUAACUGUUUUGAAGGAAAUUAUUUUGAUAAGAUACCUUGAUGAUCAGACCAUCAGCCAGUUGAACUCUAUGAUAUAUGCCAACCAAAUCAAGAUAUUGGAGUAUUUAGCAAGCACGGGAGUUCUUGAAAAGUUAUUUGAUAUUUAUGAAAACAAAGAAAGUAUUGAACUUAAGCGUGAUGGAGUAAGGAUGCUUCACCAAUAUGUGAAAACUGCAAAGUCAAUUCAAAAACACGAUUUUUUUGCACUGCUAGUAAAACCAGGAUUAUUUACAAUGGUAAACUUUGCUCUCGGUGACUCAGAAGAUCAGGUGCGAAUAAUGGGCACUGAAUUGAUUGUUUCCAUAAUAGAGCAGAAUGUUGCUUUGACAAAUUCCGAGGAUCAGGAACCGGCAAUUGACAAUUCUGAACCUCCACUACGGUCAUGUCAGGAUGAAACAAAUUCAAGUCGGCCGAUUGGCGAUGAAAAUGGUUCAAAAAAGGAGAUAAAAGAGAGCAAAGCUGGAUUAUGUUCAUUCAAUGGAAAGUUUUUGUCGACUUUGAGUGACAUAAUAGUCAAUGAAGAGCACGCGGGAAUGAAAUAUCAGGCGUUUGAAGCAUUGAGAACAUUAUUGGACCCCAAUGUUUUAACAAAUAUAGAAAGUUCCUUCCUGGAGAAAGUUGCAAACAAGUUGCAAGCAAGAGAAAUAUCCGCGAGACAGAAUGGAAAUAAACAUGGUGAGGACAACAGCUACCAAGCUAACAUGAGUUAUCAGCUAAAAGAUUUUUACACGAAGGUGACACCAAAAUUGUUUGCCAAAAUUACUGCUAUGGGCAAUUCUAUAAAGGCAGUUGAUACAAUAUCACGAGCGGACUCGACCCUAUUUCUGCUACUAUGCGAAUUCAUCAUUUUUGGCACUAGAGAGCACGAUAGUGCACUUGUUAAGAAUUUUGUUGUUGAACAUGAUAUCUUGAACGGAAUGGUCAAGCUUUUGAGCUUUCCAUGUAAAAAGGUCUUGAAACUCCAUGUUGUGAGGUGUUUGAGAAGCAUUGUUUUGCUCAACGACGACAACCUAACAACCUAUAUGUUUGAACAUGAUAUCCUCAAGGCAUUGUUUCUAUAUUUUGAAUCAGUCACGAAUCAAGAUGACAUGUGCAAUUCAGCUUGUUUAGACUUUUUAAAUAUUAUCCGGACACAAAGCGACGCAAAAAAUUUUGGAAAAAGGAGGAAUUUCAAGUCAAUUGCCGAAUAUUUGAGCAAAUAUCAUGGUGCUAUUUUACAAUCUGUAUCAUGCAUGAAAAUAGGGCAGAGUAUAGCUGCACUAGUUGACAACAAUUUCAAUGAAACAGAGACCACGACCUUAGGAAUAUGUGGUGAAGCCAAUUUGGAGCAACUAGGAAUCCAUGAAAGUUUUAUCCGCAAUGGAUUCAGUUGCCACGAAGAUAUUGAAGAAUUGAAUUUGGAGAGUAUUAGCCAUAAACUGAGGGGCUCCGGUAAUAGGCUCUUGAAGAUAAGUUCAUCGCGAAAUGGAAACUUUAAAGUGGAAAGCGAUGCAAAAAUUGAUGCCAAUAAGGAAUAUGACAGCCACAAUCCAGACCAGGGUGAUUCAAACAUUGGAGACAAAAGACCACGAGAUUUACAUCAACCAAUAGAUGCCACAAUUAAAAACAUGACUAAAAGGAGAAGUGUCGUGGACCUCGAAGAAGAGAAUUCUUUUAAUGAAAACGACUCUGCUCAAGUACCGGUUUCUCAUAUGCAUAAUCUUUCCUCCAAAGAUGUUUCAAAAUCAGAGAGCCCCGCAAACAAAAAGGAAUUCAAAACUGUGCAGGGGACACUAGUGGAAGCUAGUGGACGCGGAGGGCAUGACAGUUGA
This is a messenger RNA of Lodderomyces orthopsilosis Co 90-125, 2739 nucleotides long. It is a transcript of the gene PSY2, whose product is annotated as Psy2p. The transcript has a single exon. Gene Ontology annotation, biological process: DNA damage response; protein dephosphorylation. Gene Ontology annotation, molecular function: protein phosphatase activator activity. Gene Ontology annotation, cellular component: nucleoplasm; protein phosphatase 4 complex. The record is from RefSeq and is a predicted model, not a curated record. The coding region runs from base 1 to 2739 and encodes 912 amino acids. NCBI's taxonomy places the organism in Eukaryota, Fungi, Ascomycota, Pichiomycetes, Serinales, Debaryomycetaceae.